CAAAACCUCAAAAUCAAAACCCUUGCAGCAGCUGGAGAAAAAAAAAAAAAGAGCAAGCCGUCAUAUCGCCUGCGGCACAACACCACGCACCGAUCCGGCCAUCACCAUCCUAGCCUGUCGAAUCCUUUCAAUUGGCCCUUGGCCGCCGGCUCCCAGAAUUCCUCGCGACCAUGUCGUCCUCGCUCAAGUCGCUAUGCCUGCGCAUCCCCGCAGCAGCGCCCGCCAGCCUCGUGCGAUGCGGUCCUAAAGCUUCGUUCUCGGCGCAGCAGCAGCUCUGCGCUCAGCCUCGCGCCUUGUCCUUGUCCGCAACGACCUUUUCCCGCGCCAACCACAGCCUGGCCGGCUCCAGCCCGUCGCGGCCGUCCAUCGCCAGCCUCGUCGCAAAGACUCGAAGCGCUUCUUGCUCCCCCACAUCGUCAUCAUCGUCAUCGUCGGCCGUCCGUCUGCGUCUCCAGCCCUACUCCAGCGCCUCCGCCCCAGCCUCUGCGCCGGCCCUCGACUGGGACUCCUUCUUCAAGCUGCGCCUUCGCCGCCGCCGCAUCCAGCUUCUCUUCUCCGUGGCCACGGGCCUGCUGGGCGGCGCGGUCGGCACCGUCGUUUUAGCCGAGGGCUUUGCCGAGCCGCUGGUUGCGCAGGUGCCGCUGGAUCCCUUCUUCACGCUGGGCAUCAUGACCAUGGCGUGCGCCGGCAUGGGCUGGCUGGUCGGGCCGACGCUCGGCAACCAGGUCUUCUACAUCAUCAACCGCCGCUUCAAGACGCAGAUGCUGCAGAAGGAGGGCGAGUUCUUUGCCCGCGUCAAGCGGCACCGCGCCGACCCUACAAACUCGAGCGCAGGCAACCCAGUUCCCGAUUUCUACGGCGAAAAGAUCCAGAGCGUUGCCGGAUAUCGAAGGUGGCUGAAGGACCAGCGAGCGUUUAACAAGAAGAAGUCGGCAUCCUUUGUUUAAAAAGAACAGAGGUACACAAUCAUAAAAAACAAACUCGGCAAAGGAUAUGUGCAAUGGUUAGCAAAUCAUACGGUGCGUGAGAAGAAAAAAAAACUCGCUUUCUCAUCCUUCGUACCUUUGAAAGCAUGCUUUGGGACGGCGGAAAACCCGGUGGACGAAAAACAAAAAAGAGCCCUUUCCCUUUUGCUGGGACUGUGGACGUGUAGGAUUGUACUUUGUGCGUGUAUUAUAUAUAAUGAGAAAACUCUCUUGUUCGCAAUUGACGCCUUUUAUACCUUGUAUCUGAUGACUU
This is a messenger RNA of Trichoderma atroviride IMI 206040, 1239 nucleotides long. RefSeq lists its product as uncharacterized. Gene Ontology annotation, biological process: protein import into mitochondrial matrix. The record is from RefSeq and is a predicted model, not a curated record. Lineage: Eukaryota; Fungi; Ascomycota; Sordariomycetes; Hypocreales; Hypocreaceae. Gene Ontology annotation, cellular component: PAM complex, Tim23 associated import motor.